Molecule: messenger RNA, 1883 nt
Organism: Rhagoletis pomonella (apple maggot)
Lineage: Eukaryota; Metazoa; Arthropoda; Insecta; Diptera; Tephritidae
Product: acyl-coenzyme A thioesterase 9, mitochondrial-like
Exons: 4
Coding region: 287-1603 (438 amino acids)
Biological process (GO): acyl-CoA metabolic process
Cellular component (GO): mitochondrion
Molecular function (GO): fatty acyl-CoA hydrolase activity
Source: RefSeq, a predicted model, not a curated record
CAGCAGCUGUUCGGACCGUAGUCUGAGUUAACGAACGGCGAAAAGUUAGUUUAUUUUUGAAAAUAAGUAUUUAGUUUUAUUUGUCCAUUUAGUAGCCUGUUAUUCUGUUACGACGUCGUGGAAAUUUAAAGUUUAGGCUCUAAGCAGUCUUCCUCCAGAGUUGGCAGCCCCUACGAGAUACGGUGAAUCGAGAAUGGUGAAAAAGGCUCGACUGGUUUAAGCAACUAAAGGACAAACGCCUAUUUAAGUAAUAUUCUUAUUGGAUUCCUAAAUUAUUUGUAUCAAAAUGUUGAGGGUGUUGCAAAUAGGUUCACGUGUCGUAUUACGUCAACAACUUUCUCUCAAAGCAGACUUGAUUACUGUUGCAAAAUUCGCAACGGCCUUGAAAGGGCAGGAUGUGCAGACGUUGUCGUUUACAAUGGAUGAAGUGCGUGCUGAAAUCAGACAACGCUUGGGGCUGCAAAGGGGGUACCAUCCCAUACCCAGGAGCCGUGAACAUCUGCUAAAAUACACACCCAAAGCGGAAGAUUUACCGCCACGUUCAAUGCAGGACUCCUACACCACAGCUGUGCUUCCGCUUAGUACAGAUUUGAAGCUUCAAGAUAAUUAUGUCUCGCAUUUAGGAAACGUACGUAUGGGCCGUUUAAUGGAAGAUUUAGACUCGUUUGCAGUAUGGGUUGUGCAUCAGCAUAUUAAAGUGCCCACUUUACCUGCCAAUGUUAACUUGCCAUACACCUUCGUCACGAUAUUAGUAGAUAAAGUGAGUUUUAGCGAUUUGGUAACUAAUGUCAAGGAAGAUAUACGUUUUUCUGGCCAUAUGUCGUGGGUUGGUCGGAGUUCAAUGGAGAUCGUUGUCUGGCUAGAGCAAAAGCAUCAUGGCGAAUAUAAGAAAAUAACUCGUGCGCUCUUUCUUAUGGGUGCCCGUAAUGCCACCAAUACCGGUCCAGCUCCGGUAAAUCCUAUUGAACCAGCUACGGAUGAAGAGAGGAAAAUACUUUCCGGUGGUGAAGAGCGGAAAAAGCGACGCCAAAUAAUACAAGCACAAUCAAUUUUUAGAGUGGAACCUAAUGAUUUUGAGCAAACUUUGAUGUACGAUAUUUACAAGCGUACCACGGAUACCAAUACAAUGGAAUUGAACAAACGUUUGUUGCCGGCUAAUGCGCGUUGGAUGUCCGAGUGGAGUACAGUAACAACAAUACCAUCUUUUCCGGAAAACCGUAACGCACAUAAUAAAGUCUUUGGUGGAUUUUUGAUGCGUUUGGCUUUGGAAAAUAGUUGGACAGCUGCAUUCCUGUACUGCUGUGGGCGCCCUAAAUUGUUGCAUAUUUGCGACAUAAGCUUUGAAAAGCCCGUCCCAGUUUCAUCAUUCAUAAAGCUAACCUCUUACGUUGUAUAUACGGAAUUGAACUAUCUACAAAUAAUGACGGUUGUCGAUGUGUUGGAUGCAAGUGGUGGUGGCACAGGUCAAGUUACUACAAACGCUUUUUAUAGUACUUAUAAAUCAAAUGAGCCUGUACAUCAGAUACUGCCACGAUCCUACCACGAGACUAUGUGGUAUAUUCAAGGAAGGCGCAAGUUUAAAUAUGCAAUGGGGUUGGAAUAAAUGGAUUUUAAAUGGUAUACGUAAAUGCAAUCGAAUAUGCUAAAGGAUGCUUAAAAUAUUUACAUAAUGCUUAAUUUUAACUAUAGCGAUUUUUAUAAGUUAAUUGUGAUUUUCGGCCAGUGACUAAUAGCUUAAGUAAAAACUGUUAUACACACAUAUAUAAUUAUUUGAACUUUCGGGAUUAUGUUAUAUGUACUUAUUUUACAUGUGAUAUUUUUUUACGUAUGCAUGUAGUAAUUUUAACCAUUUAUUUGUUAGCUCUUGAAUUUUAUGUAAACGA